CGACGCGUGUGAACCCAUCAUCGAGAGAGAAGAAAACCAAACCAGCUAUGAGCGCUUCGGGUAAAAGUCUUCUUGGUCUCUGGCUAUAUAGAAGUGGUGAACAGGAAUGGUCUGUCAAACAGGGCAGUCCUUUGCAUCAGCUAAGCAAAAAGGAUUCAGCUCCAUUGUCUGGAGGAGUUGUUAGCGAUGGUUCUGGCACUGGAACCAACACCACAAAUCCCUCAUCUCAUGCAAGUCUUGCGCGACAUGCCUCAGCGCCCAGCCAAGACAAUUUCCUUUUGUUUUCAUCCCAAAAACAGGAUCGCAAUGAUUCAUCACGCCAGAUAUCGCCUGGUGAGCGCAUCUCCAUUAUAUUCACAUUGAAGAAUCAAGUUGGCAAUUUGGCCAGAGCCCUGCAAGUAUUCCAAGAAUUGGGCAUCAAUGUCCUGCACCUGGAAUUGUCGCCACUGGAGGCAACCACAAAUCAGGCAGAUGUUCUUGUCGAUGUUGAGUGUGAUCCACGUCGUUUGGAUCAGGUUGUCAAGAUGCUAAAUCGUGAGGUGGCCUCGGUUAACUAUACAACGGUCAGUCCGCAGAGUUUGGCCAGGGCACCAUCUUUGUCGGCCUGUUCCAGUUUCGAUUUUGGUGAUAUGGUUUGGUUUCCUCGCAAGAUAUCUGAUUUGGAUAAGGCACAAAAUGUUUUAAUGUACGGUUCCGAAUUGGAUGCCGAUCAUCCUGGAUUUAAGGAUAAAAUUUAUCGCAAGCGACGUGAACAGUUUUCGGGCAUAGCCAAUAACUUUAAGCAUGGCAAUCCUAUUCCACGUGUCCAAUACACAGCCGAAGAGAUAAAAACUUGGGGAACAGUUUUCUUAGAGCUGCAUCGUUUGUAUGUGCUGCACGCUGUCCCCGAAUAUAUGGAAAAUUGGCCCGAAUUGGUUAAAUACUGUGGCUAUCGUGAGGACAAUGUGCCCCAAUUGCAGGAUGUGAGUGUCUAUUUGAAGCGUAAAACUGGUUUUCAAUUACGUCCAGUUGCUGGUUAUCUAUCGCCAAGAGAUUUUCUCUCUGGAUUGGCAUUUCGGGUAUUCCAUUGUACUCAAUAUAUAAGGCAUUCUUCGGAUCCAUUUUACACACCAGAACCAGAUUGCUGUCAUGAGCUACUGGGUCAUAUGCCUUUGUUGGCCAAUUCAAGCUUUGCUCAGUUCUCACAAGAGAUUGGCUUAGCCUCAUUGGGAGCCAGCGAUUUGGAUAUUGAAAAACUAGCAACGCUCUACUUUUUCACAGUGGAAUUUGGUCUAUGCAAGCAAGCGGAUAAUAGUUUUAAGGUCUAUGGAGCUGGCCUUUUAAGCUCGGUGGCUGAAUUGCAACAUGCCAUCACAGCGGAGCAAAAGAUUAAGAAAUUUGAUCCCGAAUUGACAUGUAAAGAGGAAUGUAUUAUAACCUCGUAUCAGAAUGCUUACUACUAUACCGAUUCCUUUGAAGAGGCCAAAGAGCAAAUGAGAGCUUUUGCAGAAAGCAUUCAACGACCAUUUGGUGUGCGUUAUAAUCCAUAUACCAUGAGUGUGGAGGUUCUAUCGAAUGCCCAAAAGAUCACAGCUGUGGUUAGUGAGUUGAAGGGAGACCUGAGCAUCGUUUGCUCGGCAUUGAGAAAGAUAUCGGCAACCGAUGAGAAUUUGGAUGUGGAUAGCAUAGCCAAUAUGUUGCAGAAUAGUCUCAAUGUCCGUACGGGUAAUGGUGGCUCGGGUGGUGCAGGUGGCAGCGGUAAUGCCAAUAGUCCAGAUAAUUCCGAUAGUUCUCUGGCUGAAGGCGAUUAAAUCGAGAAUACAAAUGAAAUAAUAACAAUGUUUG
Drosophila willistoni is the source of this 1824-nucleotide messenger RNA. It is a transcript of the gene Trhn, whose product is annotated as tryptophan 5-hydroxylase 1. Gene Ontology annotation, molecular function: tryptophan 5-monooxygenase activity; iron ion binding. Bases 48 to 1790 code for a protein of 580 amino acids. Gene Ontology annotation, biological process: serotonin biosynthetic process; aromatic amino acid metabolic process. Gene Ontology annotation, cellular component: neuron projection. The transcript is spliced from 7 exons. NCBI's taxonomy places the organism in Eukaryota, Metazoa, Arthropoda, Insecta, Diptera, Drosophilidae. The record is from RefSeq and is a predicted model, not a curated record.